AUUAUUCAAAGCACGCACUCCACAGAAGGAGGACACAGUCUCGCUUCUUUCGCUCUGCAAUUUGCCAACCAACCUCAAACGCUCGCCAAAUGGCUUUCAAGCUCGUUGCUCUGGUUUCCUGCUGCCUGGCAGCCGUGUCCGCUGGACUUAUCCCUGUGGAGCAGCACGACCAGCAUCCCCAGCUGUACCAGGCCCACCAGCCCCAGCAUGUGAUCUACCAAAAGCAGCACGAGAUCCAUCCUCACGGCCAUGAGGUCUAUCCCGAUGACCCACAUCCCAAGUACAACUUCGCCUACGAUGUGCAGGAUGCGCUCUCCGGAGACUCGAAGAGCCAGGUGGAGUCUAGGGAUGGGGAUGUGGUGCAGGGAGAGUACUCUCUGGAUGAUGCUGAUGGCUUCCGUCGUACUGUAAAAUACACCGCCGAUUCCGUCAAUGGAUUUAAUGCCGUUGUGCACCGCGAGCCCCUGGCCCAUGUGCACCACAAGGUGGUGGCUGCAGCUCCUGUUCAGUACCACCACGCUCCUGCCGCCGCCGCUGCCGUCAUCAAGAGCUACGCCUCCCCUUCCCAGGCUUAUGUCGCUCCCACCUACGCAGCCCCUGCCUACACCGCCCCCGCCUACGCCACCCACCAGGCUGAGCAGCCGCAGGAGCGGGAGCACCAGCAGCACCACUAUGCCAGCUACGAGUCCCCUGCCCACGCCCAGGCCGCCCACGAAGGACAUGAGUACUACCACCACCAGUAAGGAGUUUCCAGCCACAGAUCACAUGACAAGCGAAAGUAUUAUUGUGCAUCCCAUUAUGAGAACUCAUUUAGCUCAUUAACCUAGUUCUGUUGAUUAGUCGUAACCUGUUUGUAAAUAUUCUCAAUAAAACUUUCAUAUAUCUAUGUAAUAUGAUUUGUUAUGACUUUUCAGGAUCUAUAAUAUGCAUUAUUUUGGGAUAAUUAGUUUAAGAAAUAUAUCAUUCUUUCCGAAAAGAAACGUAAAUUUAUAAGAUUACAGUAGUUCUUUUAAAAGAAAUUUUGUAAACUAUGUUACUUAAAGAUUCAACUUUUUUUAAC
Drosophila melanogaster (fruit fly) is the source of this 1060-nucleotide messenger RNA. RefSeq names its product Ccp84Ac (gene Ccp84Ac). Gene Ontology annotation, cellular component: chitin-based extracellular matrix. Lineage: Eukaryota; Metazoa; Arthropoda; Insecta; Diptera; Drosophilidae. Gene Ontology annotation, molecular function: structural constituent of cuticle; structural constituent of chitin-based cuticle. The record is from RefSeq and is marked reviewed. The transcript is spliced from 2 exons. The coding region runs from base 90 to 743 and encodes 217 amino acids.